Molecule: messenger RNA, 3671 nt
Organism: Monopterus albus (swamp eel)
Lineage: Eukaryota; Metazoa; Chordata; Actinopteri; Synbranchiformes; Synbranchidae
Gene: dus1l
Product: dihydrouridine synthase 1-like (S. cerevisiae)
Exons: 15
Coding region: 227-1708 (493 amino acids)
Molecular function (GO): tRNA dihydrouridine synthase activity
Source: RefSeq, a predicted model, not a curated record
AGCUAUUUUGCCGUUGCACAGGUCUGGAAAGUGCUGCGCCCGGCAUCCCCGGGGAUAACGUUACCCCCCAAAUCUCCCACUUCUGUCGGCGAAUCAACAAACUAUGAAGGACAUGUCUUGAAAUUCAACACAGUUGUUUGAAAACAUCUGACAGCAAGGCAGUAGGGAAUUUGGGGGUUUGGUAGAACCACUGCCUGCUGCAACAAAAUCCAGAGGUGUAUCUAUCAUGCAUUAUUCAAUUGUGAUGGCCAAGCUCCGGGGCUUUGAGUUCUGGAGGAUAAGUCUGAAAGAGGCAAGCUUUGUGGUGGCACCCAUGGUGGACCAGAGUGAACUGGCCUGGCGCCUGCUUAGUCGUCGACAUGGUGCUCAGCUAUGCUACACCCCCAUGCUGCAUGCUCAGGUGUUUGUCCGUGAUGCCAACUACCGGAGGGAAAACCUCUACAAUGAAGUUUGUGAGGAGGACAGACCUCUGAUCACACAGUUUUGUGCCAAUGAUCCGGAGGUGUUCCUUCAGGCAGCUCUGCUGGCCCAAGACUACUGCGACGCCAUUGACCUCAACCUGGGCUGUCCACAAAUGAUAGCUAAGAGAGGGCACUAUGGAGUUUUUCUACAGGAUGAAUGGGAACUUUUAGAGAAAAUGGUCAGGUUAGCCAAUGAAAAGCUUUCAGUGCCAGUCACAUGCAAGAUUCGUGUGUUCGAGGAGAUUGAAAAGACAGUCCACUAUGCCCAGAUGCUGGAGAAAGCUGGAUGUCAGCUGCUGACAGUGCACGGAAGAACCAAAGACCAGAAAGGCGCCAUGACAGGUAUUGCUAGCUGGGAGCACAUCAAGGCAGUACGGAAGGCAGUGAAUAUUCCAGUGUUUGCAAAUGGCAACAUUCAACACCUGAGUGAUGUGAAACGCUGCAUUCAGGAAACAGGAGUGCAGGGAGUUAUGAGUGCAGAGGGGAACCUCCAUAACCCAGCAGUGUUUGAGGGUCGCAGUCCCCCAGUGUGGGAAAUGGCUGAGGAGUAUCUAGAGUUGGUAAAACAGUACCCUCCCUGCAGUCUGUCCUACGUACGAGCACACCUCUUCAAGCUCUGGCAUCACACACUGCAGAUCCACCAAGACCUGAGGGAGGAGUUGGCCAAAGUGAAGACCCUUGAGUGUUUGGCUGAUGUCAGCAGACGGCUGAGACUGCGCUGCCAGGAGGAGAUAGCAAGAGGCAAAGAUUUGGAAGAGACAGAGGGUUGCCUGCCUUUCCCCCACUGGAUCUGCCAACCAUAUGUUAGACCUGUGCCAAAGGAGCCAGUUGCCAAUGGUAACAGCCAGGGGUCAGAGGUGAAGAAGACAGUGUGCCAGAAAAGGGCACUAGAGGUCUCUGAUGGAUCUGCUGACACUCUCUCCAAAAACAAGCAGAAGAAGAGAUCCCGCAACCCCAACAAGAACUUCUGUCCCAAGCAGAGACCAAAGUACAUCAAGUGUGAACAGUGUGGGAACCCAAAGGGAAAUAAGUGUGUCUUCAACCUGUGCCGAGGCUGCUGUAAGAAGAAGGCCUACAAGGAGGUGGCAGACUGUCCAAGCCAUGGGCUGAGGUUCAAGACCAAGGCAGAGAAACGGAAAGCUGAGAAGGAUGAGACAAAGGAGGACUCAGAGAAAAGCAGCAGCUCCCCUCAGCCUAUCCCAGAUCCAAGCACAGCGCUACAGGAGCAAGCACAGCUGCCACUAUGAGCAACACUAUGGCUAUCUUUGCAUGCACAGACUAUACUGCUGUUUUUAAGAUUCUGAGCUGUCACAUGUAAAAGUCUAACCCAGUUAAGAUUGAUUCUCUGGUCAGAACAUUUUAAGACACAAUACCAUACAAAACAUUUUGUUAUGGAUAAAACGAAGUAGGUGCGCAACAUAUUUCAGCUAUCUUGGUCUUUAUCAAGUUGUCCUACCAGACCACAAAUAGUUUAGAUCUAAUGUUCAUCAUAGUAAAGAUCAAUACAGCAAGGCUGUUGUGUGGGCUCCCUUUGAUUUCUUUGCUGGUAAUGAACACAUGACAAACAAGGUGUUGGGCAAUAAAAAGAUCCAAAUGGAGGGUAAAAACAUCAAGUAAGCAGGUUGAUGUGUGCAUGUAGAGGUAGCCAGUGAUUUGCCGGGUCAUUAUACUGGACUAUAUGCUGUACAUAGUUGUGCCUGGUACUUUAAGUAAACUCAAGGACGAGUGUUCUCCAAAAAAAGACUGAUGGUGUGAGGAUGACAUUGCUCAGUAGACCAAAACCAUAAACUAAUAUUUUUAUGGGAUGCAGAUUUAUAGGAAAAUUAAAAAGCUUGUGAUAUUUUUGGCUGAGGAGUUGGGAAGUUUUGUCAUGAAAAGGAGUUCAUUCUUUUCUGUAAAUCUUUUAUUUUAUUUUUUUCUGUUGAAGGACUAUGUAAAUUUCAGGUGUUAUUUUGGCCAGAGUUGUUACUUAGCCACUGAAGUUUAAAGAUUCAAUAACUGUCAGGCUGAUGGAGAAAAUUAGCAUAUCCUCACAGAUUUUAUAAUUUUUUUAUUUACUGUCAUGAAUGUGGUUGAAUUUGUUUAAGGUUUACUUGUAGUGCACUGACCGCUGCCUAAUCAUAUACGAACUUAAGGUCAAAGUGGUGGCCACUCUACUGCUGUCUACUAACUGCUCAGUGAUUUCACAGUUCCAAAAAUGUUUUUAAAGCUGCUUCUCGCCUGUAUAAUUGUGCAUUGUGUAAAAAUGAUCACUGAUAUUUUGGGAAAUAUUUUCAUCUUAAAGCUCAUUAUCAAAAGCAUAUUUCUAAGUGUUUAGCAUAGCUUAGCACAACAAUUAGAAGGUAGCCAAAUGCCAUCAAAAGUGGAGAAAAAUCUAACCUAAAAUUAUUUUUUUUGCACAUUUGCACACUGUGUUUGUGUAUUUGACACAAAUAAAAAAUGACAUAUGGUGACAGACUUUUGCUGUUAACUAGCUUGCUUGCUAACAAAAAAAAAUAGGAUUCAAAACCUUUUAAAAGGCUUUUAAGGGUUUUUUUUUUUCUUUUCUUGGAGGCUAGCUCUUUCCUGUGGUUUCUAGUUUUGGUGCAAAGCUAGCCUAAAAAUGGUGUUACUGAACCACUAAAUAGUUCAGUAUUUUGGGAAAUACUCUCACUUUGUUGCUGAGAGUUUGGUGAAAACAUUGAUACCGCCCUCAUGUCUGCAAGCUAAAUAUAUAGUGUAGCUUAGCACAAAGACUACACACGGGGGAAAACAGCCAUCCAGACUCUGUCCAGAGGUAAUAAAAUCCAUUGGUACUGUUAGGAAUAGCCAAGUUCCCUGCUUUCUAGUCUUGUGCUAAGCCAAGCUCAUAAGAUUCUGCCUCGUUUUAGGUAAAGGUGGGUAUGGUUGCAACACUUUUGCACUUUGCUCACUUAGAGACUAUGUCUACUAGACCUACACAAUUUUAGUAUGCUAAACAUACUGUAUAUCUGUCAGCUUACCCAUGCCAUUAAAAUGUCCAAUUAUAAUAAAUUCAUCAUUUGAAUUUGACGGGAAUAAGUCAGAUGUACCUAACCCCAUACCAGGGGUCAGUUACAACAGUCAUUAAAAUAUAUUAAAAUAGUACUAAUUGACUGACAUUUGUCUGGAUUUUUAAACUGUUUUAGUAACAGUGUAUUGCAUCUGUAAAAAUCAUUUGUUUCGUUUGUGACUCUCCUGGGGAUCCAGUAG